Messenger RNA from Closterium sp. NIES-65, 963 nucleotides. NCBI's taxonomy places the organism in Eukaryota, Viridiplantae, Streptophyta, Zygnematophyceae, Desmidiales, Closteriaceae. The record is from the annotation of a GenBank genome assembly.
AUGUACAUCACUCUCUACUAUAUAGUAACCCUUCUUCCUGACUCCCUUCGUGUAGUCAGGGACCACUUCCUCUCAGUCUGUCCCACCACUCUCACUGUUGACCUCUUAGAGGAGGCCCUCCUAGCAGCGGAGAAGACCAUAGUCGCUGUAGGAGCCUCUCGUGGUGACCCUCGCACCCCCAUCUUUGAGGGGUGUUCUCCUUCCCCCCUUUUGCCCCCUGUCGCCUCUGCCGCUGCGGCCGACCUCGUUGGUCUUGAGUCGGUCGGUGCGGCGUCUGCCCCUAGCGGGAGACGCCGCUCUGGCAAGGGCAAGGGGGGCAAGGGCGCGGGUGGAGCUAGCGGGGGCGGUGGAGGUGGCGGUGCAGGCGGCGGAGGGAGUGGGGGUGGUGGUGGGAGUGGUGGCGGGGGUGGAGGUGUCGAUGGCAGCAGUGGAGGCGGAGGCGGCGGAGGCGGCGGAGGCGGCGGAGGCGGCGGAGGCGGCGGCGGUGCUAGCGGAGGCGGCGGUGGUGGCGGAGGUGGAGGAGGCGGUGGUGGAGGAGGUGGCGGUGGUCGGGGUGGCGCUUCGCAGCGGAGCAGCCCUGGUGGUGGUCAGCGCCAGCAGAAGCAGCAGCAGCAGCAGCAGAGCUCUCGGGACAUCCCCCCCCCUCAGCAGCUCCGUGAGUGGUGUGUCCUAGCCUGGGGUGCUACGACUUGGGGUGCUGAGCGUGGGGGUCCUUUGCCUGGGGUUGCUGCGUCUGGAGCUGCUGAGCCUGGGGGUGCUGCGUCUGGAGCUGCUGAGCCGGGGGUUACUGAGUCUGGAGCUGCUGAGCCUGGGGGUGCGGAGCCCGCGGCCGCUGGACCUGCUCGUGUGGCGUCUGGCGGUUCUGGGCCUCGUGGUUCUCCGGGUGCUUCGUCUCGGCGGAAUCCACUCUCUCCACAGGAGCUGCGCGAGUGGUUUGCCCGGCGCUGGAGUCGUACUGCUUGA